GCGGGGCGCCGUGCGUUCUUGGCAGCCAGCCAAUCCAAUCGAAUCCGCGCGAAAUCCAAUCCCCUCCUAAUCCUCCCCGUCUUAUCGUCCAAAUCGCUCGCCGUCAGCGCGAGGUGGCGCCGUGAAAGCCCCGGCCUUUUUGGAGCUUUCUCUUGGCCGGAGAGGUGAAAGCUGUUCUUGGUUUGGUGAAUUGGUAUUGGUGGUGGUGGUGGUGAUGUGGGGGAGCCCGUGAUUGGAUUCUUGUGGCUGGAAUUUGGGAGGAGUUUGGUUUGAUCGGGUUGAGUUGUAGGGUCGCCGUGGUGGAUUUGGGUACGGUGGGGGGGAGGGAGUCCGGCGAGGAGGCGUGGUGCUGAUGGCGACGCCGACGCACUUCACGCCGUCGCAGACGCACGCUGCGGCGGCCGCGGCGGCGUCGCACCACCCGUCGGCGACGGCCGCCGCCGCGGCGGCGCCGGCGGCGGCGGCUACGGCCACCGCGAGGCUGCACGCCUCGGCGCCGGCGCCGGCGUCGGCCGCCGCGGCGGCGCUGUGCCAGCCGCCGUUCCCGGGGGCGGCGUGCCCGCCCGCGCAGAGCCCCAUCUUCGGCGGCCCCGCGGCGCCGUGGGUGGUGCAGCAGCAGCAGCAACAUCGUCAUCAUCAUCCCCAGCGCGCCGCGGCGGCGCUCGGCCCGGAGUUCCGCCGCGCGCGCUCCACGAGGAACAUCUCCAAGCGCAGCCGCGGCGGCGGCGCGGGCACGCAGGAUCGGGGCGGCGCGCGUGGCGGGCUCUCCGCCGCCGCCGGGCGCUGCGUUGAGCGGCUGCUGCGUGUGGCGCCCGACGACCGCCGCGCGCUUGGCGCGACCCUUGCCUCCUUCCGAGGCGAGCUGGUUGCUCCCGAUGACUACUGCCAGCUCCUCCGGGAGCUCGGCGACCGGGACAAGUCUGCGCUCCGUGCGUUCGAGGUGUUCCACGCCACACUGCCGCUUGUUGGCAAUGGCGCCGUCGACAAAGGCAAGCUCUUGACUGCUUCCAUUGGCGCGCUCGGCAAGAUGGGCAGAUCAGACCUUGCAAGGAGAGCCUUUGAUGCUGGCGUUGCUGGGGGCUAUGGCAACACGGUGUUUGCUCAUUCAGCUCUAAUUUCAGCAUAUGCAAGGAGUGGUCUUGCGAAUGAGGCCAUGGGGGUUCUCGAGUUGAUGAAAGGUGCAGGCCUACGACCUACCACGGUGUCUUACAAUGCGGUGAUUGAUGCAUGUGGUAAAGGGGGCGUCGACCUUAGGUUCACACUCGGUUAUUUCCGGCAGAUGCUGAAGGAUGGCCUUUGUCCAGACCGGAAGACUUUCAAUUCACUUCUGGCUGCAUGUAGCCGUGCAGGGCAUUUGGAAGAUGCCCGUGCCGUCUUUGAUGAAAUGAUCCAUCUUGGCAUCGGUCGUGACAUAUACACAUACAACACGUUUAUUGAUGCAAUUUGCAAGUGUGGAAACAUGGAGCUUGCUAUGCAGGUUCUGUUGGAUAUGGAAGCGAAAGGCGUUAAGCCAAAUGUUGUUACAUACAGUACACUGAUCGAUGGAUAUUCCAAGCUAGAGAAGUACGAGGAGGCACUCAAGUUGUGUGAAAAGAUGAAGUCUUUGAGAAUUCAACUGGACCGAGUUUGCUACAACACCUUGCUGGCUAUUUAUGUGAAGACAGGAAAGUAUACCGAAAUUGCUAAUGUCUGUGAUGAGAUGGAAGAGUUGGGGAUUGAGAAGGACACUGUCACCUACAACUCUUUAAUUAAUGGGUACGGAAAGCAGGGACGCUUGGACAUUGUCUCUAUACUUGUUCAAGAUAUGAGGAAAAGGGGUAUAGCUCCUAGUGUACUAACUUACUCAACUUUGAUAGAUAUCUAUUCAAAGGCAGGAAUGCAUGGAGAUGCAUUCAAUGUCUACUUAGACUUUAAGGAGUCUGGCCUAAAGCCAGAUGUUGUCCUAUUCAGCUCUUUCAUCGAUACAUUGGCGAAGAAUGGUUUGAUAGAGUGGGCUUUAUCUCUGCUUAAUGAUAUGACAGAGAUGGGUAUCAAACCAAAUGUGGUAACCUACAAUGCAAUAAUUGAUGCAUUUGGCAAGUCAAAGGUUAUCACGGAGGAUGAUCCUGAAGUUGGGGACAUGGGAAUUGUUGGAGUUUAUGGUGGCCAAAUUGUUAGGGUUGUUAAUCCAAUGUCUAGAGGAGGGCGUCCUGCAACUGAAAUCCGGAUGAGGAGGUCUCAGGAACUGUUCUUCAUCCUGGAAUUAUUUCAGAAGAUGGUCCAGCAGGGUGUAAGGCCAAAUGUUGUAACAUUUUCUGCAAUCUUGAAUGCUUGCAGUCGCUGUAAUAGUUUUGAAGAUGCAGCUCUAUUACUGGAACAGCUUCGCUUGUUUGAUAACUUUGUCUAUGGUGUUGCUUAUGGGCUUCUGGUGGGUUCUCGAGAAGUUUGGUCACAAGCACAGUCACUUUUUAAUCAGUUAGGACGCAUGGACUCCCCAACGUCCUCUGCCUUUUACAAUGCACUCACUGAUGUGCUAUGGCAUUUUGGCCAGAGGCGAAGGGCUCAGCAAGUUGUGUUUGAAGGGAUAAAUCGUCGUGUCUGGGAGAACACAUGGGGCGAGUUUUGCUUGGACCUGCACCUUAUGUCAUGUGGUGCAGCUCAAGCAAUGGUUCAUGCCUGGCUCCUGAAUGUGCGGUCAAUUGUCUUUGAAGGACGAGCUAUGCCUGAGUUUUUAAGCAUUCUCACGGGAUGGGGAAAGCACAGCAGGAUAGCCGGUGCAAGCACCCUGCGGCGAGUCAUCGAAGCGCUCCUGAAUUCGAUCGGAGCGCCGUUCCAGGUGGAGCGAUUCAACAUCGGCAGGUUCGUGUCGCCCAGCGCCGUGGUGGCGGCCUGGCUGAGGGAGUCCGGCACCGUCAACAUCCUCCUCCUCCACGACGAGCGGGUGCAGCAGCAAGCAGCAAGCCCGUCGCCCAAUCAUCUGGUGCCCAGGUUACAGGCGCUGCAGUUGUAGUGUUUGUGCUGUGUUUGUAAGCCUUCCAAAAUUAUUCGUCUUUUCAGUUCAUCAUCUUCAGAAGAUUUGUAGUGUAUCAUAGGCGCAGCGGUUAGCCCUCUUUUGCUAAAAUCUUGCUACUGUCAGCCAGCAAAUGUUGUAAAAUUGACUCCUUUUCAUCAAGAGAGGAAAAAAGAAUACCAGAAUCUCUCUUGAGGUAUCAUAUGAUCAGCUCCCACUGGCAGUAGCAGUGAAUCUGAUGCAGUUAA
Oryza brachyantha (malo sina) is the source of this 3237-nucleotide messenger RNA. Its product is annotated as pentatricopeptide repeat-containing protein At2g31400, chloroplastic. The record is from RefSeq and is a predicted model, not a curated record. NCBI's taxonomy places the organism in Eukaryota, Viridiplantae, Streptophyta, Magnoliopsida, Poales, Poaceae. Gene Ontology annotation, molecular function: protein binding. The transcript is spliced from 4 exons. Bases 353 to 2989 code for a protein of 878 amino acids. Gene Ontology annotation, cellular component: chloroplast.